Messenger RNA from Hyposmocoma kahamanoa, 5685 nucleotides. It is a transcript of the gene Cad99C, whose product is annotated as cadherin-99C. Bases 417 to 5240 code for a protein of 1607 amino acids. The record is from RefSeq and is a predicted model, not a curated record. Lineage: Eukaryota; Metazoa; Arthropoda; Insecta; Lepidoptera; Cosmopterigidae. Gene Ontology annotation, molecular function: calcium ion binding. Gene Ontology annotation, biological process: homophilic cell-cell adhesion. The transcript has 31 exons. Gene Ontology annotation, cellular component: plasma membrane.
GAGUUCGUUCGCCGUUCUCUUCGGAGUCUAUCACGCUAGGCUUAUAGCUUUUGCCCAGUGCUCGCGCAAAACUUUUUCCUAAUAAUUCGAAAUACAAACGAAAGACGUGAUUUUAAAUUUUUGUAUUGUGAAACUGUGCGGAAGAGAAGAUUGUUUUGGACGGUAUUGGAAUUUGAAGUGCUCCGUGUUUGUACUGUGAGUGUGUUGUGGUCACAGGUGUCGCAUUCCAGGGACGUCGUCGCAGCCUCUGGACCCGGCACACUGGGCAGGUGAACCGCUAGUCAACCCUAUUUUUACCGAUACAAAAAUAUCUGAUCGACUAUGAAGCCAAACCACAAACGACAUUAAGAUGGAGCACUGUCCAACAUGAUUUGAGGAAUGCGAGAGUGCCGGCGUAAUAAUUUCUGCGUAAUGAGAUGGCGCGGUGGAGCGCGCUGAUCCAGCAUGGGCGACCGAUAUGGCUUCUUCUGUUAUUUCUACUGCAAACGGCAGCGACACCUGGUCCAUGUGAAGUGGAAACUGGCCAGUCUAGCAUUAUUGUAGACAUAGAAGAGAGCAGAGGAAAUCAAGUAAACCAAAGCACAAUACCAGCAGAGCUCCCUGUGGUUGGUGAGCCUGGAGUAGACAUCAUACUAACAACGGUGUUCCCCAAGGGCCCGACGCUGUUCGAGCUCGACGGAAAGCGGUUACAGCUGUUGCAGCCAUUGGAUAGAGAUGCUGACAAUUUGUCGCACAUGGUAUUUCAGCUGGUGUGCCAGGUGAAAGCCACGAAGAAACGAAGAACUAUACCGGUGAUAGUACGAGUAUCGGAUAUCAACGAUAAUGUGCCGGUUUUCGUCAACACUCCCUAUCAAGUCAAUGUUUCCGAGCUUGUACCAAUAGGCUCUACGAUAUUCAGCGACAUAAAAGCGGUAGACAAAGAUGCAGGCGUCAAUGGCCUUGCAGAGUAUUUCAUAGUACCAGGAGACAAUAAAACGUUAGAAGAAACGGGGGCUGAGGAUGGUUACAGCUACUUUGCGAUACCAUUGCCACAUCAGGGGCAGAUAACAGUUAACAGGACCUUGGAUUAUGAACGCACGAAGCAGUAUCUAGUCACAAUUGUUGCUUCUGACCGUGCACACGACACCAAGCGAAGACUGUCAAGUACUACAACGUUGACGGUGAAUGUCUUGGACGACGACGAUCAAGAUCCAUCGUUCAUUUACAAGGGCUGCAUGUUACAUGAAGGAGCAUGUUUCCACCCCGAGUAUGCAAGUUUUGUCAACAGCGGUGUUCUAGCAGGUACGCUGUCGAUUGAGCCAGAAAGGAUCCAAGCAGUGGACAUGGAUACGUUAGAGGCCAGAAUACGUUACACCAUUGACAGUGGUGAUCCAGACACCUGGGCCAAUUACUUUUCAAUAGAUCAGAAUACUGGGGCAGUUAGACAGUUGAUUCCUGUCGAUACUAGCGUUGCGAAGAAAUUUACAUUAGUUAUUAAGGCGGAAGAGGUAACAGAAGCAAAAAGAUUUACAACAGCAACGCUCACUGUAACAGUUCGACCAGUAGACGCAAGUCCGCCGGUAGUUGCCGCUACGGCAGAUGAGGGAACGGUCCCCGAGAAUUCGCCAAAGGGCACCAGAGUCCUGGAUGGAAAUGGUCGACCGAUUCGGUUGAGCGUUACAGAUGCGGAUUUGGGACCAGACGAUCCAAAGCCCAACUACACUUUUGAGCUGACGACAAAUUACUUUGACGUAAAGAACAGUUUCCUUGUAGUUAAUGAAGAUAAUUUGGACCGUGACCCACCAAAUACUGGCAGAUUUAGGUUCCAAGUGGUGGUCAGAGAAACGAACGGCGGUGCAGCUUCUGCACCGCUCACGCUAGCGGUUAAACUUUUGGAUGAGAACGACAACUCACCGGUCAUACCAAAGACUCAGCCUAUUAUUGUACCUGCUAGCUUGGAGCCUACUAUUGUUCAUAAGGUGGAUGCGGUAGACAUCGAUGAGGGUGAGAAUGCACGCAUAACGUACAGCAUUUAUCACGUAUCUAACAACGGUGGCAACAAAUUCACUAUAGAUCCAAACACCGGGGUUAUAUCGAGCACAGCCCGUCUUCAAGCAGGCGAACAAUACAGUAUAACUGUGAGAGCAUCAGACGCCAAAGGCCUCAGCUCUCAAGGAAUAGUGGAGUUGAGCGUCUCACCAGGCCCUAAUACAAGGCCACCGCAGUUUUCUUCAAGAGAUUACUUCGCACCGGUGUCAGAGGGCGCUGCGAUCAACUCUACUGUUACAACCGUCACUGCCAAGGACCCAGAAAACGAACCUGUGAAUUAUUCUAUUGUGUCAGGGAAUGAUCUUCGUCAGUUUGCGAUAGGGGCCAACACAGGCAUCAUUACUGUCAUCAGACGAUUGGAUCGAGAAGUCCUUACGAGAUACCAAUUGAUGGUAAAAGCUGAGGAUCCUGGGAAGUUGGCGAGUACAGCCACAGUCAACAUCAAAGUUACGGAUAUUAAUGACAACAAUCCGAAAUUCGAUGAAGAAGUGUACACAUUCCAAGUCAAAGAAGGAACAGCGGGCGAGUUCGUAGGCUACGUGCAUGCGACAGACGCGGACGAAGGUAUCAACGCAAUGGUCAGUUACAGCCUCCCACCGCACCUGCCUUUCGACAUCGACAACACGUCAGGACUCAUCGCUACUAAUUCUAAACUCGAUUACGAACAAACUAAGGAAUACGCGUUCGUAGUAACAGCAAUGGAUGGUGCCAUCGAUAAGCGUCUAGGCACAGCUUCUGUCACCGUACUAGUCCAGGACAUCCCCGACGAGUCACCUAUCUUCGAACAGAGCUUGUAUUCUGUACAUGUGCCCGAGAAUGCGGCUAACCACCCUGUUGUUAAAGUAGUCGCAAUCGAUCGAGACACAGAACCAGAAAUAACCUACACAAUCUUAAAGGGUGAUAUGGAAUCCUUUUCAAUAGACCGUAAAACUGGCAUGAUACGAACAUUGAAACCUUUGGAUAGAGAGGCGCAAGCGAAACAUGAACUCCUGGUGGGUACAGAGGAAAACAAUGCAGAAACUGCCGGUGCUACUACACUCGUGGAAGUUAUUGUUGAUGAUAAAAAUGACAAUGCGCCGAUAUUCACCUCCUUAAUACGCCCAGUUACGAUAGAAGAUUCAUCCUCCAUCGGUACACUUGUCCAAACUGUAGUAGCUAGCGACGCGGACGCGACAGUUCCUAACAACAGAGUUCGGUACAAGUUGGUUGGAAGGGGUAAAGCAUCGAAGUACUUCCACGUGGAACCUGACACGGGAGCUGUCAGAGUUAGAGAUGAUUUGAGGAAAGAGACUGAUAGCGAAUAUACGGUGGACGUGCAGGUUUACGACCAAGGAGAGCCAGUGUUGUCUUCUGUCACCAGUCUUACUGUAUACGUCAGUCACUCAGCAACUGUCCCACCAGAUGUGGGCCUAGGAUUCGCAGAUACAGUAUAUACUGAACACGUGGCGGAAAAUUCGCCUAACGGCACACUAGUGCGGAUAUUACCUUUACUCAAUAAGAGAGAACACUCGCCAAAUACUCCGCUUAAGUGUCGGCUAACCGAGUCAUCGCAGAAAGAUGUAUUCCUCGUCAAGCUGACCGAAGAACGCGACUGUGCGAUCUAUUUAAACACCAGUGCUCUCGACUAUGAAACCCUAUCAGAAUAUUCUCUGGAACUCCAACUAGAGUCCAUAAAAGGCCUUAUAAACCCAGACAGUAGCAAAGCAAUAGUCAAAAUCCAUGUGACUGACGCCAACGAUAACGCACCGGUGUUUGUGUUUCCUGACCAAUCAACAAUAACUGCCGCUAAGGGAAAAUACUACGCUAUCGUUACCCCGGACAUGUUAUUGGGUACUAAUGUAUUGCAAGUUAAGGCAAAAGACAAAGAUAGCGGCGAUUACGGCAAAAUAGAAUAUCAAAAGAAUUCCUGGACUAAGGCUACUGAAGAAUACUUUAGUUUGGAUCCUGAUACGGGAAUCAUCAGUAAUAUAAAAACUUUCGAGAAUGUUCCGGAUGAAGUACUGCCUUUCAAGUUCAGCGUGACAGCUAGAGAUAAUCCUAGUUCACCUCAGGAUUAUAAUGUAGCCAGAGUCUCUGUUGUGAUAAACCUCCUUCAAAAAGAAAAUCAACUAGUAGUAGAAGUAGGUGAUCUAAACGCAGACGCGAUGAGACGUCGCUCGCGCAGUCUUUUAACUGCCAUAGAAGACAAAACAGGACUUAUUGUAGGUCUAGAAAAACUCACUGCAAGACAUUAUCUCGGAGAUAAUGGAACACUCGAGAGUGAUAAGAAAGGAACUGAUGUCUGGUUGUAUCUGAUUGAUCCGGGUAGUGGCAAAAUUUUGACUCGAGAAUCAACGCAUGUAAAAAAAGCUAUAGAAAGCGGAGUCCGUAAAGCAGUAGCAGCGCGUCUUCAGUCACCAGUGAGUGAAGUGCGGGCACCGCUACUUCCUGUAGAACCUCCCCGUAGACCAGUGGCUGCUGCAGCGCCUUUAGCCACUGCUCUACCAGCUGCCUUAUUGGCUCUUGCUGCUCUUGUAUUAGUAGCUGCUUCUGCUGCUACUAUUUAUAUCUGCGCUUCUUGGAACAGAUACAAAAAGCACAAAGAAGAAGCAGUGCAACAGUAUGGAACUCUAAGUAUGAGUAUGCCACCGCCAAGACCACCGUCAGCGUAUGAUUCAAGUGAAGAUGACCCUGCUCCUAGAUAUGAAACUCAAGUUCUAAAUAUGGCAGUAGAUGAUGGAGACUUGCAGCUAGAUUUUAGCCCAAAUAACCAUGCCUUUAAUAUACAUAAUGUUCAGUAUUUAUCGAAGGACAGUGAAAGAAGUCCAACGCUCUCAGAAACAGCGACAACGGCCCGAGCAUCAAGUGUUAAUGAGAAUAACACUCUUAAUAACAGUCAAAUAAUGGACGCAAUUGCAAAUAACACGGCCAAUAUCCGCAAUGCUCAAACUCUAAACCGAAGAACCUCAAACCCGCACGCUUUGAACAACGCAAUAGGAACUCUGCCUAGAGUUACCAAUAAUAACGUAGGCAACGGGUUGUCCACUACACUCGGCAGAAAAAUAAAUGGCGGUAACAACCAUAAGAAAAAAAUAACACAGCCUAUCAUGGCUUAUGAUGAAAUACCAGGACUACAAAGAGCAUCAGACAACGACAACGUCACGUUUGGUAAAAGAAAUUUUACAGGGUUUUCUUACGACCCCUCGCCAGUAGAGACUACCACAGAACUAUAGUCGCAGAAGUGAAUCUCAAAGUGUCAGUGUAAAGUGGGCAAAAGUAUAAUAGACUCUUGUGAUUUAUGAACGUCCAGAAUGUGAUGAACACUAGGUGCCUUGUUGAAGGUCAAUUUUGAAAGUUUCUUUUCAAGUACACUCUAAAUACUAACGAUACCCACAUAAAAAAAAUCAAGCUAUUACUUGCUAUGAUUACUAUAAUUACUGCCUAUAACUUAGUUUUUUAGCAUUAAACAAUAGGAAAUUUAAAAUCACCAGGCGCUAUUUUCAUUCAGUCAAUUUGUAAACAAAACAAUUUGCCAAAUACCGUCAAACAAAUUCUCAAACAUAAUAUUUACUACUUUUUUAUAAUUAUUACGUUAAAUUUUAUAGUGUUUAGUAGGUACCUAUUCUAACUAUAAAUCUUUACUUAUUAAAUUUCUGUCUUUACGCAAUCUAUUUCAAU